Molecule: messenger RNA, 7312 nt
Organism: Neofelis nebulosa (Clouded leopard)
Lineage: Eukaryota; Metazoa; Chordata; Mammalia; Carnivora; Felidae
Gene: ERCC6
Product: ERCC excision repair 6, chromatin remodeling factor
Exons: 21
Coding region: 125-4579 (1484 amino acids)
Biological process (GO): transcription-coupled nucleotide-excision repair
Cellular component (GO): nucleus
Molecular function (GO): ATP-dependent chromatin remodeler activity; ATP binding
Source: RefSeq, a predicted model, not a curated record
CUUACGGCGGGCUGAAGACGCAUGCGCCGCAGUUGGCCCCAGUCUAGUUUCCACGGCUGGUGGCGGUGGCGGCGUCUACGUUUCCGUACGGGUGGCCGCGCGGCCCUGGGAUAGUCUGUAGAGGAUGCAAAAUGCAAGAAUCCCCCACUCAAGCCAAGCUCAGGAGCAAGACUGUUUACAAAGUCAGUGUGUCAGUGAUAAACAAGAAAUGACAAUCAAACGAGAAAAUGACGGCAAUGCAGAGGUGGAGGAAAGCCUCCCCUCUUGUUCCUCUGCCAGCGGACCAUCCACUUCUGCCGAGGGCUGUUCAUCAGAAGUUCUGAGGAGAGGGCCAGCCCUGCUGCACAUCGACAGACAUCAGAUACAGACGGUGGAGCUGAGUGCGCAGGCUCUUGAACUGCAGGGGUUGGGUGUGGAUGUGUAUGACCAGGAUGUGCUGGAACAGGGUGUGCUUCGGCAGGUGGACAGCGCCAUUCAUGAGGCCAGCCGUGCGGCCCAACUUGCUGAUGCAGAGAAAGAGUAUCGCUCAGUCCUGGAUGACCUCACGUCAUGUAGGACAUCCCUAAGGCAAAUCAAUAAAAUUAUUGAACAACUUAGCCCUCAAGCUGCCACCAACAGAGACGUCAACAGGAAACUAGAUUCUGUAAAACGACAGAAGUAUAAUAAGGAACAACAGUUAAAGAAGAUCACGGCAAAACAAAAACGUCUCCAGGCCAUCCUUGGAGGAGCAGAGGUACAAGUUGAAAUAGAUCAUGCUGGUCUGGAGGAAGAGGAUACAGAACCGGGGCCAUCCUGUCUCGGCAGCAUGCUCAUGCCUGUCCAGGAGGCUGCUUGGGAAGAGCUCAUCCGCACUGGCCAGAUGACACCUUUUGGAACCCAGAUCCCUCAGAAACAGGAGAAAAAGCCUAGAAAACUAAUGCUCGAUGAAGCAUCAGGCUUUGAAAAGUAUUUGGCAGAUCAAGCAAAAUUGUCUUUUGAAAGGAAGAAGCAAGCUUGUAAUAAAAGAGCAGCUAGGAAAACUGCGGCCUCGGGCACCUCUGAGCUGAGCGCAACACUCAGUGCAAACAAACCAAGUGAGCGAAGCAAAGUUCUCUCGAAAGCAGAUAAGCGCUUGAGAAAGCACAUCAAGAAGCUGCAGAAAAGGGCUCUUCAUUUCCAAGGGAAAGUGGGCUUGCCGAAAGGAAAGAAGCCUUUGGAGUCUGAUAUGAGGCCGAAGGCAGAGGGCACCUCUGAGAGCGAAGAGUCCGAAUACUUCCCCACGGAGGAGGAGCAGGAGGAGGCAGAGGGGGCUGAGCUGACCGGAGAAGGCCCUGACUCCGUGCUGAAACCCGUGCUCAAGCACCGGAAGCGGCAGAAAAAAGUCACGGUGCAGGAGAUGGGGGAUGACUUUUUUCCAAGUUCUGGGGAAGAAGCAGAAGCCACCUGUGGAGGAGGAGGUCGGAAAGUAGUGAGAUGCCGAGAUGAUGGAGAUGAAGAUUAUUAUAAGCAGCGGCUAAGGAGAUGGAAUAAGCUGAGGCUGCGGGACAAAGAGAAGUGCCUGAAGCUUGAAGGCGAUUCUGAGGAGAGCGAUGCUGAGUUUGACGAUUUUAAAAUCCCGGGUUUUCUGUUCAAAAAGCUUUUUAAGUACCAGCAGACAGGUGUUAGGUGGCUGUGGGAAUUGCACUGCCAGCAGGCAGGAGGAAUUCUGGGAGAUGAAAUGGGAUUGGGCAAGACCAUCCAGAUAAUUGCCUUCUUGGCAGGUCUGAGCUACAGCAAGAUCAGGACUCGUGGUUCAAAUUACAGGUUCAAGGGGUUGGGUCCGACUAUAAUUGUCUGUCCAACGACAGUGAUGCAUCAGUGGGUGAAGGAAUUUCACACGUGGUGGCCUCCGUUCAGAGUGGCAAUUCUGCAUGAAACUGGCUCCUACACUCACAAAAAGGAGAAACUAAUUCGAGAUAUUGCUCAUUGUCAUGGCAUUUUGAUCACUUCUUACUCCUACAUUCGGCUGAUGCAAGAUGACAUUAGCAGGCAUGACUGGCACUAUGUGAUAUUGGAUGAGGGGCACAAAAUUCGAAAUCCAAAUGCUGCUGUCACCCUUGCUUGCAAACAGUUCCGCACCCCUCAUCGCAUCAUCUUGUCCGGCUCACCGAUGCAAAAUAACCUCCGGGAGCUGUGGUCGCUCUUUGACUUCAUCUUCCCAGGAAAGUUAGGCACGUUGCCUGUGUUCAUGGAGCAGUUCUCGGUUCCUAUCACCAUGGGGGGAUAUUCAAAUGCCUCCCCAGUACAGGUUAAAACUGCUUAUAAAUGUGCAUGUGUCUUACGAGAUACCAUAAAUCCAUACCUACUGCGGAGAAUGAAGUCAGAUGUCAAAAUGAGCCUUUCUUUGCCAGAUAAAAAUGAACAGGUCCUAUUUUGCCGUCUUACAGAGGAGCAACUUAAAGUCUACCAAAAUUUUAUUGAUUCCAAAGAAGUUUACAGAAUUCUUAAUGGAGAUAUGCAGAUUUUCUCUGGACUUGUAGCCCUAAGAAAAAUCUGCAACCACCCUGAUCUCUUUUCUGGAGGCCCCAAGAAUCUCAGAGGUAUUCCAGAUGAUGAACUAGAAGAAGAUCAGUUUGGAUACUGGAAACGUUCUGGGAAAAUGAUAGUAGUUGAGUCCUUGUUGAAAAUAUGGCACAAACAAGGUCAACGAGUAUUGCUCUUUUCGCAGUCAAGACAAAUGUUGGACAUACUUGAAGUAUUCCUUAGAGCCCAAAAGUAUUCUUACCUCAAGAUGGAUGGUACCACUGCAAUAGCUUCAAGACAACCACUGAUUACAAGAUAUAACGAGGACACAUCUAUAUUUGUGUUUCUUCUGACCACUCGGGUGGGUGGCAUAGGAGUCAACCUGACGGGGGCAAACAGAGUCAUCAUCUAUGAUCCCGACUGGAACCCAAGUACAGACACACAGGCCCGGGAGCGAGCCUGGAGGAUCGGCCAGAAGAAGCAAGUGACGGUGUACAGGCUGCUGACUGCAGGCACCAUCGAAGAAAAGAUUUACCACCGACAAAUUUUCAAGCAGUUUUUGACAAAUAGAGUGCUGAAAGAUCCGAAGCAAAGGCGAUUUUUCAAGUCCAACGAUCUUUAUGAGCUGUUCACUCUGACAAGCCCCGAUGCAUCCCAGAGCACUGAAACAAGUGCUAUUUUUGCAGGAACUGGUUCAGAUGUUCAGACUCCCAAACGCCUUUUAAAAAGAAAACUUCUGCCAGCCUUUGGAACAGACCCUAAUGUUUCAAUGUGCAAAAAGUGCCCUGAUUCUAACGCAUCUGCAAAUGAUGCCACAUCAUCUGAAGAGAAGUCUACAGCAACAGGAGCUGAAGUAAAUGCAGUAACAUCUGAUCAAGUAACAUCUGAUCCUUUGAAAGAUGCCCCUCGAACGCCUAGAGAUCUGACUGGUGGUGAUGGGCCUGGAGAAGAGACGAGUGCAGUGUCUAGACCAGAGGAGUCAUCAGUGAUUAGUGGACAUGGGGAAUGUUCAGAUUCUCCAGGAAUCAGCAAAAUGGAUGGACUGUCUAGUGAAGAAAGCAUCCAUGAAAAACACGGUCUUUCUGACAAAAGAGAAAGCUGCCAGGCUCCAACAGACCCUCUUCGGGAGAAUAAGCAAACGGAAAAUAAUUUUUAUAAGCACAAGUCUAAAACAAAACAUAGUGCACCAGAAGAAGAGACCCUGGAGCACCAUCGCAGGCUGAAGCAAAAGCCUAAGGACUCUAAGCAUCGCAGAGAUGCCAAGUUUGAAGGAACUCGAAUUCCACACCUAGUGAAGAAAAGGCGGUACCAGAAGCAAGACAGUGAAAAUGAGAAUGAGGCCAGCCCACAGAGCAAUGACGAUUAUGUCUUGGAAAAGCUUUUCAAAAAGUCAGUUGGUGUGCACAGUGUCAUGAAACAUGAUGCCAUCAUAGAUGGGGCCAAUCCAGAUUAUGUGCUGGUGGAGGCAGAGGCCAACCGAGUGGCCCAGGACGCCCUGAAAGCGCUGAGGCUCUCUCGUCAACGGUGUCUGGGAGCAGUGUCCGGUGUUCCCACCUGGACAGGCCAUCGGGGGGUUUCUGGUGCACCAGCAGGAGUAAAGAGUAGAUUUGGUCAGAAAAGGAAUUCCAACUUCUCUCUGCAGCAUCCUUCUUCAACAUCUUCAAAGGAGAAAUGCCAGGACGGCGUCACGAGAAAGGAUGGAAAGGAUAAUGCUUCUGAGCACUUCAGUGGAAAAGUGGAAGAUGCAGAGUUUUCACCCGGGGCCCUCCCUUCGUCUUCACUGUUGGCUAAAAUGAGAGCUAGGAACCACCUGAUUCUGCCAGAGCGACUGGAAAGUGACAGUGCGCACCAAGAGGCAUCUGCUCCGCCAUCUGCCACCACGGAACACGAUGAUCUGCUGGUGGAAAUGAGAAACUUCAUUGCUUUUCAGGCCCGUGUUGAUGGCCAGGCCAGCACUCGGGAGAUCCUGCAGGAGUUCGAGUGCAAGUUAUCAGCCUCACAGUCUUGUGUCUUUCGAGAACUAUUGAGAAAUCUGUGCACUUUUCAUAGGACUUCUAGUGGUGAAGGAAUUUGGAAACUCAAGCCAGAAUACUGCUGACAUUACUUUCUAAACUUUCAGUUGACUUUUCCUAAUGGAAAUUUCUGGUUAUUAAUCCUAUAACUAAUAAUCAUGUUUGUCAACAGAAGUUGGCUGCAUUUGAUGUUUACUUUGAAUGAUAUCUACCUCAUAAUUUAAAAUUUCAAGGAAGAAGACAUUCAUCUCCAAAACUUAAAAGUUUUAAAAAUACUUGGGUUGAUAUUUUCAUUUUGGCACUAUGAAUUAUGUUAUAAAAUCAGGGACUGAGUUAAUCUUUGGAUCGCAUUUGUUCCUCUACCCAAAAGAUGCUGUCGGGGAGCACAUUACUGCUCGUUUAGAUGUUUGUAGACCAGAAAUCUCAAGAAUUCUUUUAUUGGUGCUAAAAACAUGUCUUAUAUUCAUUCAGACCUGUUCAAUAAAUUAGUUCAUCAAUAUCUGGUAACAGAUACUUAUUUUGGGGGCAUAGGUUUUAAACAUUUAAACUUAUUUGUUACCCAUGAAAAAUGAGAUUUGGUGUCUUAUGAAUAUAUCUGUCUCAUAGUCUUCCUUUUAAGAUACUGUUAAAUCAGCAGGCAUUUUCAUUAGUAAAGCAUGAAAUAGCUUGGUAAUAAAUAAGACCUAUACUUGCAGAAGGUUGUAGUGUUACUAAGCUUAUGUUGGCUUUACUUUAAGCCAAGUGCAUCUUCUUCCCCCCUAUGGGGACUGUCUUUUAGGAAUAUAAAAUGUGUUAUCUUAAAAAAAUACACAAAACUUUAAGCAGAACCAAAAGUAAGUACAAAUGAAACCACCAACAUACACGUGCACGCAAAUGUCAUUCCAGACCACAGCCGAUAUACCAUGAUUACUGUGUAGUGACCACCGUGGCGGACUGCUCCCUCUGUUCACAUGCCGAGCGGUAACUUGGAGCAUUUUUUAUUUUAUUUGUUGUUUGCUUUCUGAGGAUGCUGAUUACUUUGUGUUAGGCACCGUCGUUCCCCUUGUGUGUUAUCUUCUGUCCAGCGGUUUUCAUCUGUCUUUGUGCUUUGCAUUUGCUGUGACUCUCCUGCUCCAGAGGUUUGCUUUGUAGCUGUUUCCUGGCCGUUGUGAUGGUGUUGUUCUGAUCCUCUGUUUUCUUAGCCUUGAUUUUCUCGUUUCCUGCCCUUUGUUUUAUCAUCUCAGCUCUGAAAUCUUGUUUUCUUAAGUUCGUUGUAUUGCUUGCAUUUCUUCUAGAGCGGUCACAGUGCAGUUUGUUUCUUGGAUUUGUUUUCUCUGGCCUGCUAUAUUUCCUGUCUGCCUUUUCUGUAUCAGGCUUGCCUUCCUCUAUGCCAUUUCUUUACAUCUUGCUUCUGCUGCAAGAGAGCCGCUCUGCCCAUAUCUGUAUGUUCUUCCCUGUGACGCAGAGGGAAGGGAAAGGACUUGGGUUGGGGGUCCGGGAGAGCCUCUGCUGGGCACCACACAGCCCUGGUUGGAGGAUUUGCAUUUUACCUCUCUGGUCUGAGGUUCUGUUUGAUAGCCUGGGCCCAGGCAUCCCUACCCGUAGACAGGAGAUGGCAGAGAGUCAUUCCCGCUAGGAUUUUCUGCUUUUUAAAAAAAAAAAAAAUCUGUCUUAUUCAUCUUAUUCUGUUUUUAGAGUGAUUUAUAUGUUAGAGGAAGAAGAUGCUAUUAUUUUCUUUAGUCUGCUGUCUUCAUCUAGAAGUCAUAGAUGGGAUUUUUAAACAGCUCAAUAAAUCCUGAACUUGAGAAUUGGGCUCAGAAGGGAGUUAAAACUCCCUGGGAAGUUCAGGGAAGAACUGGGAAGUUCUUUUUUUUUAUUUAAUUUUGUAAUAAUCAGCCUAUAAGAAAACUACUUCCCCCUUGUUCUUUGAAUUUAGUUCAUUCUAUCUUUCUUGUCUGAGAUCUGAACUCUGCUGAGCAAGAGAAGUUGCAGCCUUCUUGUCAAGUAGAAAAUGCUAUCAAAAGGGAUGAUGCAGUCAAAGCAGGGUGGUCCUCACUCCAGUUCUUGUCUCAGCACUACCACUGGUAUGCUGGGACCUCGGGCAGGUCGCUGCUCUGCCUGUGUCUCAGUGUGACAUCUAUGAACACUGUCACCAUGCCUCCCAGGUGGACAGGCUUAGAGGACGAUGCUCUAAGUGUCAUGAUUUUAAUAAUAGUAACUUAUUCAUUUAGAUAAAAUCUACUUUUUGGAACUUUAAAGGCUUUGUACAAUGUAGAUAGGUUUAAUGUAUUUAACAUGUUAUAUUGGUAUCAAGCUAUAAAAUUUUCUGUAAUUUUAAAACUUCCUUAAUUUAUACAUGAAUAUACUAUCACUGUGUAAAAAAUUUCAGGCAAUACUUUGUCUCCUCACUGUUCUUGCUCCUGUCCCAGAGAUAAGUACUGUAUGUCGUGUGUAUUCUUCCAGACUGUGUCCCAGGCAUUUAUAAAUACCCAUGGCAGAGACUGCUGCUCUCAUGUGCGUUUUCCCCUUUUCCUUUACUGACAAGAUUUCCUGAGUUUUACCUGGGUACGUGACUACUCAGCUGCAGACUUGACUUCCCGGCCUCCCUUAUAGUUAAGUGUGGGCCUGUGACUGGGCAAUGGGAUAUGAGCAGAACUUCCAGAUCGGGCCCUUAAAUAAGGGACUGGUGUACACUCUUCUUGCCGAGACGUCCGGGGGACCUUAAGCAGUGACAUGGGAUCGACAUAGGUCGUGUGUUGAGGCUGGAAAAGCUGGCCUGCCAGCCUUGAACUGCUUUCUUUUUACCUGUUCCUUAAGAAUAAAAUAAAUUCCUGAUUUAA